Eremomyces bilateralis CBS 781.70 is the source of this 752-nucleotide messenger RNA. RefSeq lists its product as uncharacterized. Gene Ontology annotation, molecular function: structural constituent of ribosome. Gene Ontology annotation, cellular component: mitochondrial large ribosomal subunit. The record is from RefSeq and is a predicted model, not a curated record. The transcript is spliced from 4 exons. Lineage: Eukaryota; Fungi; Ascomycota; Dothideomycetes; Eremomycetales; Eremomycetaceae. Bases 123 to 566 code for a protein of 147 amino acids.
ACAGUCGAUCAGCUUCUACUCAAAAAAAAACCAAAACUGUACAAUUGUCCUGUUCGUAGCCAGAGCUUCAUCGGUGGAACUUCGGAAGUGAAGAAUUAGAGAAUCACCACAGGACCAUUUCUAUGUCAAGAGUCUCUCCAUAUACAUUCGUAACCACAGUUCCCACCGUUCAAUUCAUUUCUAAUAUUUGCCUAAGACGAGAGACGGUACAAUUGGUGCAUCGAUACCGACAUCCUCACAUCCUCCGCUCCCCCCACCCCCAACCCUCCAUCAUGAUCACCAGAUUCCUCACCGACGUCUCCGCGUCCUUCAACCCCUUCUCCCCCCGCGCCAAGACCGUCCGCAGCUUCCUCGCCCUCCUCCCGGCGAACGCGCGCCAGACUAUGAAGGUGAAUGUGAAGGUGCUGCCGCGGACCAGCGCCGAGGACGGGUCGUUGUCGUUACAAUUUAAGGAUGGGAAGCAGCUAGAGGUGGACCUGCAGCGGUUGAAGAUCAAGGAGGUCAUGGAGGAGGUGGAUCGACAUUCACGGAAACUGGGACGGCAGGCGGAAUUAUCGGAUGGGUAGACGGAGGAGGCGGGUGGUAUGAUAUAUGUAUUUGGGGAGGGUUCUAGCGUCCCAGCGCACCACGGUGGUACAAACUGUAAUCUAUACUUUUGGUCAUUCGGUCCAGACCGUUAUAUAUCCCCUCAUCCCUCCAAAAUUCAAUAUCCACGGUUCAUCCUACCUUAUGCGAUGAGGCAUAUGGGGCUG